Moneuplotes crassus is the source of this 492-nucleotide messenger RNA. The record is from the annotation of a GenBank genome assembly. NCBI's taxonomy places the organism in Eukaryota, Ciliophora, Spirotrichea, Euplotida, Euplotidae.
AAAAUGCCGAAAUUGAAGUUACACCCUACAAAGACUUUUGUAAUAAACGUCAUGGUGAGUUUGUUGGUGGUGAGUGAGGUUUGUGUUGAAGCGAGAAGGAGGAAGUCUGGGAGGAGUGGUGGUGAUGAAGAGAAAGGAGGAUCUCAUUCUCUUGUGAUAUUAGUCCUUGGAAUCGCUGCAUUUAUUAUUUUGUUAUUAGUUGCUUGAUUCUUCUAUGUGAGAUACAAGAGAAGAGUAAGAAUUAGAAAGAGGAAAAUUCAAAUUGCAAGUCAGAACAAUUUGCAGGUUAUUCCAGGACAGAUGAUUAUUCCUAAUAAUGACUUAAGAGCUGAUAGAGUAAACAUAUCACCUUUAGAAAACACCCACGACCAAAUCCACCUCCCUCCCCUCAUCAACCCAAGCAUCCGCCCAAACAUCCCUCAACUCCCCCCACCAACCCCAUAUUUCCAACCUCCCCCCCAAUAUCCUCCAAAAGAACAUCUUCAAACCUAA